Messenger RNA from Metschnikowia bicuspidata var. bicuspidata NRRL YB-4993, 168 nucleotides. Its product is annotated as YqaE/Pmp3 family membrane protein. Bases 1 to 168 code for a protein of 55 amino acids. Gene Ontology annotation, cellular component: membrane. The transcript has 2 exons. Lineage: Eukaryota; Fungi; Ascomycota; Pichiomycetes; Serinales; Metschnikowiaceae. The record is from RefSeq and is a predicted model, not a curated record.
AUGGAUUCCGAAAAAAUCAUCGCCAUCAUCUUGGCCCUCUUCUUGCCUCCUUUAGCCGUGUUCAUGAAAUGCGGGUUCACGACCCCACUUUGGAUUAACCUUGUGUGUUGUCUUUUCUUCUGGUUCCCCGCCAUUCUCCAUGCUUUGUACGUGGUCUUGAAGGAUUAG